Molecule: messenger RNA, 7223 nt
Organism: Monomorium pharaonis (pharaoh ant)
Lineage: Eukaryota; Metazoa; Arthropoda; Insecta; Hymenoptera; Formicidae
Product: dual specificity tyrosine-phosphorylation-regulated kinase 2
Exons: 2
Coding region: 3563-6565 (1000 amino acids)
Biological process (GO): peptidyl-serine phosphorylation; peptidyl-threonine phosphorylation
Cellular component (GO): nucleus
Molecular function (GO): ATP binding; protein serine/threonine/tyrosine kinase activity; protein serine/threonine kinase activity
Source: RefSeq, a predicted model, not a curated record
AACAGAAGUUGAUACUCCUGCCGACCCUUAAAGGUUCCUAAACUUAUCUCGUCUAGAUACGAGUAUGCUGAAACAAUCAUCUGAUCGGUUGCGCAAAUUUCCGGAUGCACACAUGCACUUUUAAGAAUCAUAUGGCCAGCACAUUUCCGUUGAGAUGCAUGUAUAUUUAAUCGAUUUGAAUGGUCUGAAUAACAAUUUGAACGCAAAUUAAACUUUAUACUUGAAGACGUUUUUAUAUUGAAACGUUUUAUUCUAAAAAUGUAAAUUUAUAGUUUAUAACUUACUUUCUAUUUUUUCUAAUUUUAUAAACUACAAAUAAGAUAGAAAACAAGUUAAACCAUGCUUAAAGUUACGUAUUGGUGCAAUCGGACCUUGAAUAUUUAUUAUUUACUACGUUCGAUGCAAUUUGUUUGAAGUGACGUAAUGUUUAAGAUGGACGAUCUAUAUAUGAUUCGUAUCGGACUUCUAUACUAAAAUCAUAUUUCUACUUAAUUAUCUAUGCCAUAUAUUUUAACGCGUGCGCGUGUAUAUUUUAAUAUGUAUUUUAUUACACUUUACAUCUGGAGCUAUCCUGAUUUUCUUUUUCAUUUUACGCUUUGCACGGUGUAUCAAAUUACAAAUAGAAAAUUCUUCAAGAAUUUCAGAUCAUUCGAGGCAAGAUGUUAAGUGUAAUUGCUUAAGUCGCAAUCUGACAAAAUCAGAUGUAAUUAAGCUCGGCAGACGGUUUUCUUCCUAUAUCAAGUACUUCUAGAGAAUUUUAAAGCUGCAGGUUGUGUAAAAAUAGAAAAAGGAAGUACAAUCAACAUUUAGCGAAACAUUCAAUGGGGAGAAAAAAUCUCAACGAUCCAACGCAAAGUUUCAUUUUAUUCAUUACUUUAUGAGUCAUUCGAUAUCGAGUAUUAUUGUAGACCGUAACUAUCGGUGAAGAGAGUCUGGGCUGCGCGCCGACGAGUGUCGCCCUCUCGCGAGCGUCCGGCGCUUCCUGACCUCGACGACAGUGGGCAAAAUCUGCCCCGGUGUCGUCUCCCGCGGAGUCAACGGAACGCCGUGAUGGAGCACGAAGAUUUGCGCACGCGGGGACUCGCCUCGCCGUCGACGGGACGGUACCGUGAUGUCGCGCUGACCCGGUGGUCGGCGGUGUCGCAGUAACGAGACUCCGCCGUCGUCAUCGUCGUCUCGUCUCAGUCGGAUCGAGAAAUCCGCGAGCCCGAGUCGCUCGGUACGACGACAACCGACGGAACCGUCGGGACGGUGGUAUCGUCCGAGCGCCGCAGUCGCGAGAGCAGAAUCCGCGCAAAUCCGCGUGAGAGAGUCUCCGCUUCGACGCCGAGCGCGCGUCGCGUGUUGUCGAUCGGGAGUCGAGCGACGGAGGGAGAGACAGCGCGCGCGAGAGAGAAAGAGAAAGAGAGAGAGGGACAGAGCGAGGCGGGAGGGCGGAAAGGGGGACGCUCCCCGCGCUCGCGCGAACACCUGUGCGCGGUGCUGCGGACGGAGACGGAACAGUCGCGUCCCGACGUCGCUGCCCGUCGCGUAUGCACCCGUCGCGUCGUAAACAACAAGAGGCGAAAGAGGCGGAGGAGGAGGAGGAGGAGGAGGAGCUGGAGCAGCAGCGUUAUGGAGGAGUCGCCGAGAGCGGCGACGACGGCGACGUCCUCGUACGCGUCAGGACCGUAAAGGAUCCGUCCGCGAUCUUCUCCCCCGCGUCCCGUCCCGCGACCGGGCAUUUAUUAACACGGGGGGGACCGACGUCGCGCGUUUCGGCCGGGAGUGUGCGUGCAUCGUCGUGCCUGUGCCGGAUAUCAACCCCGCGACGUGCCGCUGGUGGUGGUGUGGUCGGUGGUGAUCAUUCUCGCGGUUAGAAAAAAGGAAUAGACAAAGUGUGUGAGUGUGUGUAAGAGAGAGAGAGAAAGAGAGAGAGAGAGAGAGCGCGACGGACGGAAAAAGGGCGACGGAUCGAGCGAGGCGGACGGUCGGACAGACGAACGAACGAACGGACGGACAGACGGACGGACGGACGGCGAGGAAGGGAGGGAGCCAGCCGCGCGGGGUGCGACGAGCGAGAGCGAGAGGAAGCGGCAGCAGCGGCGACGAUCGGCCAGUCAGUGCGCCAGAAGCGACGAAUUCGACCGGCGCUCCCUUUGUUCGGCGCUUCGAGGAGACCGAGAGAGACGGAGAAAGAGAGAGAGAGAGAGAGAUUCGCAACCGCCGGUCGAGUUAAUGACGACGACGACGUUCCACGCGGCCGUCGAACGAGAUCGUUUCAUGCCAUCGACGACACGGUGCCGCCGUCCGGCGCGGUGAGGCCGACGACGACGACGAGGAGGAGGAGGAGGCUCGUGUUAUGUCGCCGCCGACGGUGCUCGCCGUCCGCGUGACUACUACUCGUCGGAGCCGGUGACGAAAGAGAGUCGUCGGGCCGAGGAUGUGACAGACGGGCGAGCUAGAGGAAGAGGAAUUCGUCGCCGAGGGAGAGUAGAGAGGGCGGUCCACGACCCCCGGCCGCAUUCGGAAAUUCGUUAACGAAAAAAAAAAAAAAACCAGUAGAACACAUUGUGCGCGGAUUUUCGCGAGUGCGAGGGAAAGUGCGUAUGUCUGUGCGUUUCGGCGAGUGAUACGCGUCCGCGAGAGAGAGAGAGAGAGAGAAAGAGGGGGAAGAGGGGGGGCGGUUCUUUGUGUGCACGGCGGCAUCGCCGCCCGCGAGAGGUGGAAUCGAUCGUCGCCGGAUCAUCGGCGGGCCGGCGAGACCCGCACCGUCGCCGACACCGGGGGGCGAAGGGUAUUUUCGCGCGCCGUCCGGGGGCACGUAAGAAUGGAACGGCGACGGCGACGACGACGCGGCGACAGCGACCGCGGCCUCGACGGCGGAGUCGUCAAACUCGCGGCAGCCCGGUGCCAAUAACCUCACACCGAGCCGAGUGUGCGUGCGUGCGUGCGUGCGAGUGCGUUAGUGUGUGCGGGGGGACAGCCGACGGCGCGGUGGUGAGUUCGGCGACGCGAUGCGCUCGCCCUCGUCGCUCGCCGGGACAGGUCGUAAAAUCGCGAGACGCUCGACGAUCCGCGCCUUCCGCGAGCGGCCGCCACCUCGUCGGGACGACGACGGGAGCGCGGGUGCGAGAGUCGUCCACCUUCGUCAGCGCGAUCGCCAGGAAUCGAGGGAAAGGAGGAAGCGAAGGAGAUCCGUAGAGCAAUAAAAAAAAAUAAAAAAAAAACUCGCCGCGAGUGCAACCCCUUCUAGUCCGCUGCAUUUUACGCGAGGGCCCCCCUUACCCGCGAGGCCCCCGGGGAAUACAACAAUAACAGUAACAAUAAUAAUAAUAAUAAUAGUACUAAAUAAAAAAACUGUGGACACUCGCGAGUUUGCGUAUACCGAUCAUGUGCCCCUCCGCAGCGUCGCCCGCGGGGCAUCUCUCCCUGGACGUAGCGCCCGGCGGCGAGGAGGACGCGAGGAUAGCGCGCUGAUCGCGACACGUGGACUCUCGAUGAUACUCGAGCCCCGACGGCGGGGGAGGGACGACGACGGAUAGGACGGAUAUACGAGGCGGCGCGAAAUCAAUGGGCACCAAUGACUAGCCUGGCCCUGUCGGCGGCGGCAAGCAGGAUCGAGAUGCCCCUCUCGAAAACGAAUCCGUUCGUGCAGGCGGGCGCGAUCUCGACGCAGCCGUACAUCUCGAGCAGCGAGAGCGGCAACCACCUGCCGCCGAUCAUCAAGGGUACCGGGCUGACCGGCAGCCUGAAGCAGACUGGUGGAGGAGGUGGCGGCGGCGGCGACGACUCGGUGGUGCCUUACGUCGGCUAUCAGAGAUUACCGUGGAAAGGCGAGAGCAUCGGCCUGAGUAACUGGCCGGUGAGUCACAACUCCAGCCACAACUCGCACUCGCAACCCAACAGCCAGUCGAGCAGUCCAGUGGUGAGAAACGGCCGUUCCGAUGGCAACUCCAACGGCGGUGCUGGAGGCCGCGGUGUCGGCGGCGGCGGCGGCGGCGGAGGAGGAGGUGGUGGAGGUGGCGAUGGAAGCGAAAACGGAGGCAACGGAAGUAACGGCGGUAGCGGAAGUGGUGGCGGUGGAGGAAGUAGCGGUGGUGGUGGCGGUGGUGGCAGCGGCGGCAGCAACAGCAUCGUCAGCGUCAAGCCGAAAACUGCCAUCAUCACGCCGGAGAUGGUGAUGAAGCUCUACAUGAACAAGCUGACGCCGUACGAGCACCACGAGAUCUUCAACUACCAGCAGAUCUACUUCAUCGGCGCGAACGCGAAGAAGCGGCCGGGCAUCAUCGGCCGGCCGAACAACAACGAGUACGACAACGAACAGGGCUCGUACAUCCACGUGCCGCACGACCACGUGGCGUAUCGCUACGAGGUGCUGCGCGUAAUCGGCAAGGGCUCGUUCGGCCAGGUGGUCAAGGCCUACGAUCACAAGACCCACGAGCACGUCGCCCUCAAGAUGGUGCGGAACGAGAAGCGCUUCCACCGUCAGGCGCACGAGGAGAUACGUAUACUGCGCAAGCUGCGCGAGCAGGACAAGGACAACUCCAUGAACAUCAUUCACAUGUUCGACUCGUUCACCUUCCGCUGCCACAUGUGCAUCACCUUCGAGCUCCUCAGCAUCAACCUCUACGAGCUCAUCAAGAAGAACAACUUCAAGGGCUUCAGCCUGCAGCUCGUCCGCAAGUUCUCGCACUCCCUGCUCCUCUGCCUGGACGCGCUCUACAAGAACAAGAUCAUACACUGCGACAUGAAGCCGGAGAAUGUGUUGCUCAAGCAGCAGGGCCGCAGCGGCAUCAAGGUGAUAGAUUUCGGUUCCAGCUGCUACGAGAAUCAACGGGUAUACACCUACAUCCAGAGCCGCUUCUACCGCGCGCCGGAAGUGAUAUUGGGCGCGAGAUACGGGAUGCCGAUCGACAUGUGGAGCCUCGGUUGCAUCUUGGCGGAACUGUUCACCGGUUUCCCGCUGCUGCCGGGCGAAGACGAGGCGGACCAGCUGGCGUGCAUCAUCGAGAUGCUGGGCAUGCCGCCGCAGCGGCUACUGCAGAACUCGAAGCGGUCGCGUCAGUUCAUCAGCUCGAAGGGCUACCCGAAGUACUGCACCGCGACGGCGAUGCCGGACGGCACGACAGUGCUAAGCGGGGGUCUCUCGAGACGAGGGAAGCUGCGCGGCCCGCCGGGCUCGCACGAUCUCGAGCGCGCCCUGAAGGGCUGUGACGACGUGCUGUUCCUGGACUUUCUCAGGCGUUGCCUGGUAUGGGAACCGGAGUGCCGGAUGACGCCGAAUAAAGCACUGAGGCAUCCGUGGUUGCGCCGCCGGUUACCAAGGCCGCCGGGCGACAAGAACGACACGCUACCGGCGGUUACGUCGGUGCAGGCCACUACCGGUUCCACCCUGAGAACGUCCGCGUCUGGCAGCAGGAGUUCCAGCAAGACUAACAGUCUGCAGAGUAGCAAUAACACUAGCGACGACAUCGCGACGAGCAAGACGACGGGCCAGCAGACAACGAGGGGAAAUCGUUUAGUGGAGGACAUGGUGUCGAGUUACGCGGGUUACUCGUACAACGCGUCCCAAUUACACGGCGGUACUUGGGGCACCACCGGUGGAUUGAGCAGCGGCCAUCAAUCAUUGAACUCCAUCAGCGGGGCUGGUGGCGGCGGCGGUGGCGGCAGGAGCUCCUGUAGCAGCAAGACUAACAGUCUGCAGGGCGUCAAUAACACCAACGACGAUAUCUCGGCGAGCAAGACGACGGGCCAGCAGACGAGAGGAAAUCGAAAUUUGGUGGAGGACGUGGUGUCCGCUUACGCCGGUUACUCCUCGGCGUACGGCGCGACCCAGCUGCACGGUAGCACCUGGGGUACGACGGGAGGACUGAGCAGCGGCCACCAAUCUCUCAAUUCCGUCAGCAGCAGGAGCUCCAGCAAGACGAACGCCAAUCAGUUGCAGAGCAGUAGCAAUGCGACGAGCGGCGACAUUCCCGCGAGCAAGACCGAACGUCAGCAGCAGAGAGAACGCACGAGCGAGAUGCCGGUGAGCUUCGAUCCGUAUACACUCGGGUUGUACGGUUGCCUGUCCGAGUCCCAGCUGCAUGGUAGUCAUCGGUCGAAAGACCAGAGCAGCAGCCACCAGUCACUCAAUUCCGUCAGCAGCAGGAGCUCCAGCAAGUCGAACGUCAAUCAGUUGCAGAGCGGUAACAAUGCGACAAGCGGUGAUAUUUCUGCGAGCAAGACCGAACGUCAGCAGCAGAGAGAGCGCCCUAGCGAGUUGCCGGUGACGAUCUGCGAUCCGUACCCACUCGGAUCGUACGGUUGCCUGUCCGAGUCCCAGCUGCACGGUACUCAUCGAUCGAGAGACCAGAGUAGCAGCCACCAGUCGCUCAAUUCCGUUUGCGACGGUCCAACGACCGGCAAGUCGCAGCGCGCUCGUCAGACGCACCAGAUGCAGCAGCAACAGCAGCAGCACAAUAAUAAUGGCGCAUCGCACGACAGCUACGGCUCUCGAGGCUCCUUGAGCAACUCCAGCCGAUUGAUACUCUCGUUCCAACCGGGCGGAAUCCAGGAGAUCCUCGAGGAGCUGAGACGAUAGGCCAAGACGUGACGUCAGUCGCGCCUUUUCUCCUCCCUUGGGCUCGCUUGCUCGCUCGCUGCUCGCGUACUAGAUAUUGUAAUUAAUGUUCGUUUUGUUCGCGAAACCAUCGCGCUCACAAACGCGAAACGGGACGCGUAAUGUAAAAACAAAAAUAAUUCGGUCCCGGUCACCUAGCGUGAAACUCGGCUGUGUCUCGCUGCCUGCCGCUUCGGGCGACGUUCCGAGGUGCGCCACCUUGACGUAGAGCGUCGAGGAGGGUUACUUGCGGUCGAGAGGGUGGGUGUCUCAUCAUCGAUCUCGAAUACACCGUUACGAUACACGCGUCGCGUUUCUACGGUUCCCGCAACUCUGGCUUCCGAUGGGGCACGAAUCGGUUAUAAUACGGCGAGAAGAAAAGAGAUCUGUUUUCCGUGUCCGUUUUGCAGAUCGGAAAACGUUCUCCCCACACCGGAUAUCAUUAACGAAAUUAAUCGAAGAAAAGAGUGAGCGAAGAAAGGCUCUUUUCACAGAUUCGAUAUUGUAACUGGUUUCACGCCUUAUGUCUAGCUACAAGAUCGAUUAAUUGGUUAUCUACAUCCUCGAAAUCAUACCUUCAACUACGACGACGUCGCGUUGCAUUGCUCUCUAGCUUGCUCGUUCUGCGCUGAAAAAAAAA